AAAAUUGGUUCAUUCUAGCGGGUCAAGUGACCUACUUACAGUUUUGAUUUCAAAAUUGUUUUAACUUGUAGCCUUUAUCGUUGCUGACUGUUUCCUAUCGCAUUUUGUAUUCUUUCUGGAUCGUCGACCCACCGAGUCUUUUGUUCUUUUCUCCAUCUUUCUUUACUGUAUUCUCCAUACUCCCCCUAAUACACAAAGUAGAUCCUGACUAAAAACAAUCCGCUACAUGCGUUACGUCGUAACGCAUUCAAAACCUUACACUUUAAACCUCUUGAUUCUAGUAGCGACUUGUAUUAGUCUUGUGCUUACAGUCACCUCAGAAGUAACAGUUCUUAAGUACUUGCUUACGCCUCUUACUCCCAAUAGAGCAUAGGCCACUCACAAGUAAUAUGUGUUACUUGACUGAUUAAGACUGGUCAUAAGGUUGACAUCGAGUCAACAUUUGUGAUGUUAUACUAAAACCUUCAAGGACGUGUACUAAGGUUUAUCGAAGCCUUGGCUAUACGGAAAUUAAAACCCCCUUUAUGCGUUUAAAAACAAUUUGUCCUUAUACUUAACCCACCCUGGUGAUACUGAUUUAUUAUCCAGAGUGGUAAUCACAUUUUUUGUGUACUUUGAUAUUUCUUUUCAUUACGGCUUACCUUUAACCCAUCUAGUUGACAUUUUCAGAUUCAGAUUUGUGUAGUAAGGACAAAAGGCCUAUAGCCUAUGUUAUUCCUUUCCUAGUAUGCUUCUGUGAGUGUCCAGCCUUCUCUUGAAAGAGUCAAUUGAAGGUGCGAACACCACUGCUUCAGGCAGCAGGUUCCAAGUAUUGAUGACUCGGUGUGAAAACCUGUAUGCCACGGGUAUUUUGUUCGUUCUUGGCUUUUCUACUCGCCUGCUAUGUCCUUUGAGGUGUCCCGAUCUAGUGGAAAGAAAGAGAGAUGAUAAGUCAGGUCCGAAAUUAUUUUUCAGUAUUCUGUAUAUCAAAAUUAGAUCUCCCCUCAGUCUGCGAUAGGACAGAGUAAAGAGGUCCAGGUUUUCAAGUCGCUCUUUGUAUAAUAAACCCCGGAGUUCCGGCGUUUCAUAUAAAAAUGUCUUAACAAGUAUACAUGUGAUCAGAUUGUUCGAAAUGUAUUGCGCUUACUGAUUUAUCAGCUCACUUGCUCUUUUGUUUCUUUCUCUUUCAAAUUCUCUUACAUACUGUUCCCCACACUUCUCCAGCCUACAAGAUACCUUUAGGCUAGACGCAGACCUAUCAGAGGCUGAACGUUACAUGCAAUUAUGAAAAAUCCCCCAGCAGCUCUUCCACUUUAUCCUCUUGCAAACCCAAAAGGCGAAGAGCAUGGCUGUGAAGUAUGCUCUAAACCAGCAUGCUUACAAUGUGGGGUAUGCCGGAUCACAUAUUAUUGGUUUGACCAUUAACAUAUGAAUGCAUUAUAUUUCUAGUGGAAUAGAGCAUCAAAAAAUUGAUUGGGUAGGAAUUCAUAAAAAGAUAUGUCUGGAUUUAAUAACGUUUCGAGAAUCUAAGGGAUUUGUAUCAAAGGACAAGCGUGAGAAGAAAAGCGAAGAACUUCAAAACAAAAAUCUUGAUCUGGUCCGGCUCACUCAGCUGGAGAGUCGAAAGCUUUUAUUUAAAGGAAAAUCAGAGGAAGCCCUACCUGCUGCUUUACAGUGUUUGAGGUUUGCAGUGCGUGCAUAUGGAAUAGCUUGUGUUGAAUUAGUAUCACCCUAUCUAGUUCUUGCAGAAUCAUGUAUUGGUCUUGGGAAACUGAAUCAAGCUGAGACUUACCUUGCACAAGCUCAGUGGAUAGUACUUAGAGCACAACAUGGAUGCACAAAUAGUAUACAAUCACAGUUACAUCGUAAACUUGGUUUGUUAUAUGCUGCUAAAGGUAAUUAUGAACUAGCAUUGGCGAGUUUGGCGAAAGAUAUAUUUUAUGCAUCCCUCGAAUAUGGCACCGAUCAUAUUUGCACAGCUGGUGGUUAUUUUCAAAUGGCUGAAGUGUUUUAUACAAUGUAUAAAGCCAAUGGCAACAUAGGUUCCCUUGAUCAGAACUUUCCAGAAAAGUCAACUGAAUUUGUAUGUCCUUCGGUUACGCCGGAAAUUUCAGAAAUAAAUAAACAAAAUAAGUCUCACGGUCCAUUGAUUUAUGAAAGGAAAACGAAAUCAAACAACAGUAUUUCAACAAACUCAGAGUUUUGCAUUCAACCGCCUUCAUCAAAAGCUCAAGUAGUUGAAAAUUUGUAUACACGUGUAGUUAAUAUAUGGGCCAGACACUUAAGGGAAUUAGUAGAAAGCUUGUUAUUCAAACCUGUGUUCUCUGAAGACGUUGGUGCUAUUAUGGUGGAGACUACUCAAAAAGCUAGACAAACCCUAGAUGAUUCACAAAAAGCUGAAGCUGAAAAAAUGCUGUAUGCAAUCGAGAAAUACCAUAAUCAACGUAUCAAUGAAAAUGAGCUUAAUGCAACUACUUGUAAUCCAGCCAAGCCAGAUCCAAAAGUUCAAUUGUAUUUGACUUUGUCAAUGCUAAACUAUAUUUUAGAAAGAAAGCAAGAAUCUAUACAAUAUUUAAUCAAAGCCAAAGUUGCAGCUGAAUUUAUGAUACAACAUCCAAAAAUCACUGUGAAUAUCAAAUUGAUGGAACGUGCCUUCAGUGAUGAAAUAAUUCAACAAGUUGAAUAAAAAUUAUUUCAGACAUAAUUGCUGUUCCUUCUUCUUUUCAUGCUUAAUUUUAUGGAAAGAAAUAAAGUGAUAUUUUUCUCUUCCUAUUUUUUCUACACUGCUUAAAAUCAAUAAAUAAUGUAAUUUAAACGUCAUCAAAAUUCACGAAAUAAAAUGAUACUUUGA
Messenger RNA from Schistosoma margrebowiei, 2830 nucleotides. NCBI's taxonomy places the organism in Eukaryota, Metazoa, Platyhelminthes, Trematoda, Strigeidida, Schistosomatidae. The record is from the annotation of a GenBank genome assembly.